AUGUCGAACCUCGAUCCCGACAAGUUCGAGUUCAUCCAAACUCCGCCUGCGGCAUGUACCACCCCGGCGGAGGACUGCGGUGUGCGGACGACCAAUUACCCUACGAUCAAAAAUGGCCCUGUACCAGCCGACUCCGGCGGCAACGACAGCUUCCCGCUGGCCCCCAUGAUUUUUGCCCUCGUCGCCGUCCCAGGCUACUUCUCAUACUCCCUGGGAGGCGGUAUCUGGACGAUGCUCUUCCUCGCCGUCUUUACAACAAUUCCCAUCCUGAUGGGCUUCUGGACCGUCGCCUCCGCCAUGGCACCGCGUAAAAACACCAAAGCGAGAUACGCAGGCCGCCCAGUAGAGCACUACCUACGCUUCCACAGCGAAGUCGACAGGGCCCGGUACCACGGCCGCAACCGCAUUCCCAUGGAAACCUUUUACGAGAAGUACUUCGACGGCGAGGUCGACUUCAUCGGAGACGCGCUCGAGUGUCUCGAGUUUAGACACGACUGGGCUAAUUUCCGCUUCACGAUGGGGCUGUACAAGCAAUUUCUGUUUCGGUUCCUGCCUGCACUUAUCUUCCACACGCGUGCCCAAGAUAAAAGCCAAACGCGAGACAACUACGACCGCGGCAACGAUUUCUACGGCUGGUUCCUCGGCCCGAGCAUGAUCUACACAUCAGGAAUCAUCAGCGACCCAAACCGCGAAGAGACCCUCGAAGAGCUCCAAAGCAACAAGCUUGCCGUCGUCUGCGAGAAGAUCGGCCUCCAACCAGGCGACACACUCCUUGACAUCGGCUGCGGGUGGGGCUCACUCGCCAAGUACGCAUCGCAGCACUACGGCGCACACGUCACUGGCGUGACUCUCGCGCAGAACCAAACCGCCUGGGGCAACACAGCACUGGAGCGCGUCGGCGCAUCACAGAGCAAAAUCCUGUGUCUCGACUACCGCGAUGCACCGAAGGUGACCGGCGGGUACAAGAAGAUCACGUGCCUCGAAAUGUCAGAGCAUGUCGGGGUGCGGCAGUUCCGCGCCUGGUUGCGGUAUGUGUAUGAUAUGCUGGAUGACGACGGGGUAUUCUAUAUGCAGUAUUCAGGUCUGCGGAGGUGCUGGCAGUAUGAGGAUCUCGUGUGGGGUCUCUUCAUGAAUAAGUAUGUCUUUCCGGGCGCGGAUGCCAGCACGCCGCUAGCGUGGGCUGUUGAUCAGUUGGAGGCUGCUGGGUUUGAGGUCAAGGCUGUGGAUACUGUUGGUGUGCACUAUUCGGCUACGAUUUGGAGGUGGUAUCGGAAUUGGCUAGGGAAUCGGGAUAAGGUGGAGGCUGCUUAUGGAAAGCGGUGGUUCAGAAUCUGGGAAUAUUUCCUCGCCUCCUCAACCAUCACAUCACGACAGGGCGGCGCCACAUGUUUCCAAAUCACUCUCGUGAAGAACAUCAACUCGACGCAUCGCGUGGAGGGCAUCGAGACGCAGUUCGGGGUUCAAGGGGCUCUGCGAUCAGCGCGCAACCGAACCGCUGGAGGGGAGGUACCCUCUGUUUUGGCUUCAAAGGCCUGA
Molecule: messenger RNA, 1536 nt
Organism: Aspergillus campestris IBT 28561
Lineage: Eukaryota; Fungi; Ascomycota; Eurotiomycetes; Eurotiales; Aspergillaceae
Product: cyclopropane fatty acid synthase
Exons: 4
Coding region: 1-1536 (511 amino acids)
Biological process (GO): cellular response to biotic stimulus
Source: RefSeq, a predicted model, not a curated record